UUAAAUGACAUGCGCAUGUCAGUGACAGACGUCAGCUGAUCUGGAGUUAACCUAUAAUAAUUAUCAAUAAAUAAAUCAAAUAAAUCUUUCCUUUUUUCGCUAGAUCCAAAUACAUCUAAGCAAAAAUUAACACAAAUGAAACCCUUGUAUUUAUUAAAAAUAUAUUAGAGAUUAAAAAAUCAGAAUAAAAUCUUUUGAACAAACCGGAAAAAAAUUCCCAUUGUGGGGUUAUGUUGCUCAAUGUUUUUUACGUUUUUCAACGUAAAGAAAAAUGAACUCGAAAAUAGUUAGUGCUACUUUAAAUUUGAUUAAAUGUCGAAAACAGAUUUCGAGAACACAGGAUUGUUGCAAAUUUUAUCAUUCUUGUCACGCGACAAAGACAGCAGCUUCUUCGUCAAUUAAACCAAAGCAAUUGCGAUAUUGUAGUGAUAGUUUACCCAAGUGUUGGAAUUGCAAAUUUCCGUACAAAUCGGAGUUGUUUUGUUCGAAAUGCAAAUCCUUGCAGGAAAUGCCUGAGGAAUUGACGUAUUUCGAUAUUAUUGGAGUAAAAAAGGAUUUUGAUAUUGAUAAGGAUGACCUUCAGAGGAAAUACAGACAAAUGCAAAAUAGACUGCAUCCUGAUAAAUUUGGCAAUAGUUCCGAACAAGAAAAGCAAAUAUCAGAAAAAUUGUCUUCGUUGAUAAACAAGGCCUACAACACGUUAUUAAAUCCACUUCAAAGAGGAAUGUAUCUUCUGGAAUUGAACAAUGUGAAGCUGCCUGAAGGUACAGCGAACGUUGAUCCCGAAUUUUUAAUGGAUAUUAUGGAAAAGAAUGAAGAUGUGGAAAAAGCAUCUAAGGACAAGGAAACAGCAAUUCAGUUAAUUAAGGAGAACAGAAAGACUAUUGCUGAUUUAACAAAAAAAGUUUCUCAAGCCUUCAGAAAUGAGGAUAUUGAAACGGCAAAGCAGCUGUUAAUGAAAAUGAGAUAUUACACCAGCAUAGAAAGUAGACUAAAAAAGAUUAAACAAGAUCUAGAAAUUGUAGAAUAAUAGUUUUAAAUAAUAAUUAUAAACCUGUAAAGAAGAGAUUUCGUAAUUUCUCUGAAUUAUAAAGAAUUACGAAGGGAAGUGGUGUAAUUGGCUAUCGUAUUUUUUCUUAGAGAAUGAUAAUAUUGAAUAAAUGCAUCACCGU
Molecule: messenger RNA, 1172 nt
Organism: Belonocnema kinseyi
Lineage: Eukaryota; Metazoa; Arthropoda; Insecta; Hymenoptera; Cynipidae
Gene: Hsc20
Product: iron-sulfur cluster co-chaperone protein HscB
Exons: 3
Coding region: 272-1030 (252 amino acids)
Biological process (GO): [2Fe-2S] cluster assembly; protein complex oligomerization
Cellular component (GO): mitochondrion
Molecular function (GO): ATPase activator activity; protein-folding chaperone binding
Source: RefSeq, a predicted model, not a curated record